AUGUGUAAUUUCUUCAUCAGUCUUGGUUCGUGUUGUGACGCAGACCGUCAUGUGAGUUCACCUGAGAAAGUUGGCACCCUUUGCCCCUGCUGCUUUUCGAGCGUAUCCGCAUUAUCAUGUCUUCCUGCCCUGGACCUGGAGGAGAGAAGAAUAUUUUCAGAGAUUGUGUUGAUUGUUGUAUAUAAUCUAUUCUCUCUACUUAUAUCUUCUCGUGCAAUAAAAAGAUCAUCCCAUCUUGUUCUUGGCUGGCCAUUUUGUUGUAAAAGCUUCAUUUGGAUGCAACCAUUCGAAGAACCUUUCAGCUUUGGAAGCCUGGAAAGUGAUGUCAUUAUAGGAACUUUCUACCAAAUGCCAACUAUAGAUGACGCCAACAAUUGGUCAAAGGAAUGUCUUUUGCUGGGGUUUUUUACAAGUUGAACUGCUGGAUAAACGGAGACUAAAAAUGUUUGCCAUCAGUUGCUAUAUAUAAUAGAUUUUGGCAACCAGGUUAUGAUGCCUUCCUCAUCCUCAUGGAAUACCAAGGCCACUAAUACUAAAAUGGCGAUGGCGCAUGCAUUAAAAUUACUUCAAUUCAGAUUAAUUACCGCGCCCUAGAUAUGCUUGCAUUCUUGAUUCAGAAUGAGAUGUCAAAUUUUAUCUAGCUAU
Molecule: messenger RNA, 645 nt
Organism: Andrographis paniculata
Lineage: Eukaryota; Viridiplantae; Streptophyta; Magnoliopsida; Lamiales; Acanthaceae
Exons: 7
Coding region: 1-417 (138 amino acids)
Source: RefSeq, a predicted model, not a curated record